AAUCCUGAUCCCUGUCGUUGAGAUCCAGCUCCAGGUUUUCCAGCGGCCUCUGUCUGUGUCUGGCAGCAGCGCAGCGUGAAAGCAGUGGGAAACAGAAACACUAUGGCUGCCACUCUGUCUCUUGGCCAGCUUUCCAGUGGAAAUCCCAUCUAUGACAAAUACUAUCGACAGGUUGAUCCGACUGGCAGUGGGCGGGUGGCAGCAGCUGAUGCCGCUCUGUUCCUGAAGAGGUCGGGCUUGGCGGACUUGGUCCUGGGGAAGAUUUGGGAUUUGGCAGACUCUGAACGUAAAGGUGCUCUUAACAAGCAGCAAUUCUUCAUAGCGUUGCGGUUGGUGGCCUGUGCUCAAAAUGGGCUGGAGGUGGCACUCAAGAGCCUUAAUGUGGCUGUUCCUACCCCGAAAUUUCAUGACUCAAGCAGCCCGCUGUUAGCAGGAGGAGCGGCUGUUGACUCUUCCUGGGUGGUCAAGCCUGAGGAGAAGCUGAAGUUCGACUCCAUCUUUGAAAGUCUGGGUCCAGUCGGAGGGAUUUUAACGGGGGACAAAGUCAAGCCUGUCCUGCUCAACUCCAAACUGCCCGUGGACAUCCUCGGCAGGGUGUGGGAGCUCAGUGACAUCGACAGAGAUGGCAUGUUGGACAGAGAUGAAUUUUCUGUGGCCAUGUAUCUGGUGUACAGAGCCCUGGAGGGGGAGCAUGUUCCCAUGUCCCUACCACCUCCCCUGGUUCCACCCUCCAAGAGGAAAAAACCCUCGGUGCCUCCCGUGAUGCCCCUGUUACCCUCGCCCCCCUCCGUCAAAGACAGUCGCUCCUCCCACGCUGGCUCUAAGACCAUACCCCACCCUCCUAAACCCGCCCCAGCUCCCGUCCCAACACCAGCAGCUGCCCCUUGGGUGGUGUCGACAGCAGACAAAGCAAAGUAUGACGAGCUAUUCAGCAAGACAGACGGCGACAUGGACGGCCUUGUGUCUGGACCUGAAGUCAGAGACAUCUUCCUCAAGACCGGCCUGCCCUCUGCCACGCUCGCUCGUAUCUGGGAGCUCUGUGACAUCGGAGACAUCGGGAAACUCACCCGAGAGCAGUUUGCUCUGGCGCUUCAUCUAAUCAAUCAGAGGCUGACUAAAGGACUGGAACCUCCGCAGAGUCUCUCCCCGGAGAUGAUCCCUCCAGCCGACAGACAGAACAUCAAACAGAACAACGUGGCUAACCUGGCAGCGGACUUCUCUGCCAUCAAGGAGCUGGACUCUCUCAGUAACGAGAUUGUCGAACUACAAAAGGAGAAGAUCACUGUGGAAGAGGAGAUCAAGGAGAAGGAGGAAGCCAUCAGGCAGCGCACCAGCGAAGUGCAGGACUUGCAGGACGAGGUGGCGAGGGAGAGCGGGGAGCUGCAGCGGCUCCAGACUCAGCGUCAGAAGGUGCAGGAGGCCUUGGAUGAGCUGGACCAACAGAAAGGCUCCCUGGAGGAGCAGUUGUCUCAUAUUCGACAGCAGACAAACCAAGAGACCCAUCUGAUUUCCUCGCUGCAGUCGGAGCAUGAGGAGCAGGAACAGAAGAUAUGUCAGUUUGAGGAGGAGCUGGUGCAGGCGCGAGAGGAGCUCCUCGCUCUGCAGGAGGAGAGCAGCAGGCUGCAGGAGAAGGUCCAGGCCGCUCAGGAGCAGCUCACACCUCUGCAAGAGUCGGUCCGCGACUCCUUUACACAAGUUGCACAGGUCCAGCAGAAACUGAACGACCUUCAGGUGGAGGAGAGGUCAGUGACUGCUCAGCUCAGCUGGAAGAGAGCUCUGGAGGACAGAUCUCCUGUCAUGGUCAACGGAUCAGCAGGCCCCACUGCAGAGCUGCACCAGGGGGACCUCUUCCAGCAGGACCUCUUCCAGGAGGACCAGCCUAAAGAGCUGAAGGAGGAAGAACCAGCUGCUGUCUACUUUCAGCCGAAAGAACAUUCAGAUCAAAACGAGAAAGAAGGAGAAGAGGAAGAAGAGAAGGAGGAAGAGAGUCCAAAGACUUCAGAGGAGGAAAAGUUUAAACAUGAUGCCUUCGAUGAUCUCUAUACUAGUUUAGCCUCCUCCGAGUUGAUGUACAAUAAUCUGUCCACCCUCAGCAAGCCACUGGAGAACGCGGAACACCGUAGCCCGACACCUGACGUCUACUCGCAGGCCAUAGACGUUGCAGAGGAGUCGCCUAAAGAGAGCCCACCACAGGUGGCAUCUCCAGAGCCGGCAGAGUCCCCAGAAACCACGGCGUCCUCGUUACCACCUCAAGUCGGCCCUCGCUCUAUGCCGCCUCAGACCAGCCCCCCCUCUCUGCCUGAGAUGGACUUUUUCAAUCCGGACCCUUUUACUGACCACGAUCCAUUCAAAGAUGAUCCGUUUGGUAAAGCAGAAGUUGCAGAUCCCUUCGGAGGAGAUCCGUUCAAAGGCUCCGACCCCUUUGCUGCAGACUCUUUCUUCCAGGCCACCAGCGCCCCCUUUGCCUCAGACGACCCUUUCUCUGCCUCAGCCGACCCGUUCGGUACCACUACUGGCGUGCCAGAACCAGACCUGUUUGCAGGCAAGCCGAAUGACGCGGCGACUGCACCGGCGGCAGGUCCGGAUCCCUUCACCUCCAAACCUACCAAUCCAGCUUCAGCAGCCAAGGAUCUGUUCAGCUCCACAGGGAACAAAGUGGCCGAUUCUGACCCGUUUGGAGGCAAAGUGAACGCCACCGGGGAGGGGGAUCCGUUUGGUUCUAAGGACGGAGGGACAGAUCCCUUCAGCUGCUCCUCACCCUCCUCUGAUCUGGCCGUGAAGGACACUGCAGCAUCCAAUGACCCGUUCGCUCCAGGUGGCACCACUGUGAACGCCAGCUCAGAUCCAGAUCCGUUCGCUGCUGUGUUUGGUACUGAAUCAUUCGGCGGGGGCUUUGCAGAUUUCAGUGCUUUGACGAAGUCAAACGGUGCCGACCAGUUUGGCAUCAACAAUAAGAACCUGUUCCAGGAUGAGAGCCAGUCUGUCGGCCCCGAUGUGCCCCCGGCCCUGCCCCCGAAAACGGGUACGCCUACUAGACCACCUCCUCCACCUCCAGGUAAAAGAGCGUCCAUCUCCAGAACGGACUCGUCCGACUCCUUCCAGCGACGAGGACCCUUCCUCCAACAACCUUCAGGAGACUUCUCCUCCUCAGCCUCCUCUUCGUCCCUGCCUGCCAAGGAUCCUUUAGCCGACCCCUUCGCCCCCUCCUCCCCUCCUCGUCACAGCGCUCGGGAAGCUGACCGAUUUGCCAGCUUUGACAAAUAUCCGACAGAGGAAGACAUGAUCGAGUGGGCAAAGCGAGGAGAGCGAGCGGGAGGAAAAGGAGCGACUUGCCAGGCUCACCCAGCAGGAACAAGAGGACCUGGAGCUGGCCAUCGCACUCAGCAAGUCUGAACUCUCCUGAGGAGCCCGUCUUCCUCCCCCCCUGACCUCCCUCGUCUCCCCUCCCUUCCUCCACUGACCUGGCUCGGCACCUGGCUCGGCACGGCACGGCACAGCCAGCACAGAAAGCACCAAAGCAAAGCAGGGGGGCUGUAUAGGACUGAUUCAGCAGCACCUGCUGGACCCCCAUGAAGAGACUUUCUGAGAAACGCAUCUCUGAAUGUCCCCAGACUGUUCUCGGUUCACUGGCAGUAUUGUGUUCCUCCAUCACGUCGGCCAUGUUUUUGACCACGAAUGGAGUUUAAUGUUCUGAAGGAUGGAUUGUCGAGAAAAUGAAAUGCAGUGACUAUAUGGAUUUAGAGACCAGGCUACAAACGCCACAUUAACUCUCCAGAAUGUAAUUUAUUUAAUGCUCUCAGUACUAGAAGUCCUCCACUAACUCUUCACUUUAUUAAAACACUUUAGAUUCCUGAAGAUAUAUUGAGACGUUCUUCUUUAACUACAUAUACGUCAUCAUUUGUUUUUGUAGAGCCCCAAAAAAAUCUCCCUAAUUUCCUUCCAGUUUUUGGGGAAUUUUCCCGACACUUAAUCUUGAAGUGCGUUUAGUUUCAAGACAGUCGGGAAGAAGUCAGUAUUUUUAAACUGAGUGACUUUUGCAGUCCUGUACGAUGGCAGAGGGCCUUUGAGAUUCAAACAUUUCUACUUGUUUAACUGGAAGUUACCAGUCCGGAUAUGUGAAACGCAUGUGCAGAUUUAUACUACGAUGAACAAAUCCACAGCUUCUCCAUACCUCCAUGUCUUUUUCAUUUCUAUAAUGCGUUACUUAGCCCGCAGUCAGCUUAUUAUUUCAACUAUUACAUGUAAUUAGCAUUAAAUUCCACGGAUACAAGGGAUUGCAAAAAAAGCAAGAACUGCUUUCUUGAGGGAUAUUUGAGUCUAACACCAAAUAAUUAGCUUUUUAUUAGGAUGAAACGUUCAAUUACCUUCAAUUUUACUAAUGUGGCCUCAGAUUAAAGAACCUUUUGUUGUUGUUGUUGUUGCUGCAAAACAUAAUGUAUGAGUGUACGCCUCAGUAGCACAGAUGUUGGAUUUGUUUGUUGAGAGAAGAGUGUGUGAAAAAUAAGAUCAACUUCCUCAGGUAGUCGAUAUUCAUUUCACAAGUUCCACAGCGGCUCUCAUUUCAAAGUGUGUCGCCGUCUUUUGUUUGCGUCUGUAUGAACUUUAAAGUUUUCUUUGCAGAAUGUUGUUUUCAGGAGAUGAUUUCACAAGCCUUACACAAAGUCAGUUGAUUAGAGGCUCUGCGUUUUUGGUGGAGCAGUUUGUCUUUCUGUGUGUGUGUGUGUGUACUUCAGGCUCUGUGGGGAUUUUACCCGCUGGUGUUGCAUCCACACGCCUGUUCACACCUACACAGUUGGCUGGCCAGUGAUUCUUCUUCUUCUUCUUCUUCUUGCUGGGUUUUCUACCUGAACAUGAACUAACACUGAGUGCUGAACUGUGAUAGAUGUUUUUUAACAAGGGAAGGCUCAGUUGAAGAUUAGGAAGCCUUUUCUUUUUCUUUGCUUAUUUCUGACCAAACCGUGCACAACACGUAGAACACUUCCUGUUUUAUCUUUCUCUCUUUGACCUUGUUGAGAAGGAGCACAGGUCCCAGUUUACUGUUCUCAUGUUUACCCAGUUUACUGUCCGCGGUUCAGGCUGCACUUCCUCCUCUGUGCGUCUCAUAUUGCAUUUCACAUUUAUUGUAAAUAGAGCAGGAGUCGUCUCUCUUACACACUCACAGCUGAGUCUCCCGUCAUGCCUCCGGUUGAAUUCUCUCCCAUUUAAAGGCCAGACUCCUUCUACGAAUCAAAAACCACUUUAUGUUUCCACGCUCACCCAUAAAGGCUUUUUGUUUUUUGUUUUUUAAUUCAAGCUAAUUGUAUUUUCUAACGUGUAAGAAAAAAAAUCAUUAUUUGGAGUUUUUGGACAGAAUAUGUAAUGCAUUUAAUUGAAGCAGAAUAAAUAUUAAACGUGUAGUUUUGCA
Cottoperca gobio is the source of this 5404-nucleotide messenger RNA. It is a transcript of the gene eps15, whose product is annotated as epidermal growth factor receptor pathway substrate 15. The record is from RefSeq and is a predicted model, not a curated record. NCBI's taxonomy places the organism in Eukaryota, Metazoa, Chordata, Actinopteri, Perciformes, Bovichtidae. Gene Ontology annotation, cellular component: plasma membrane; cytoplasm; clathrin coat of coated pit. Gene Ontology annotation, molecular function: cadherin binding; calcium ion binding. The transcript is spliced from 25 exons. Gene Ontology annotation, biological process: endosomal transport; endocytosis. The coding region runs from base 103 to 3393 and encodes 1096 amino acids.